Molecule: messenger RNA, 855 nt
Organism: Clupea harengus (Atlantic herring)
Lineage: Eukaryota; Metazoa; Chordata; Actinopteri; Clupeiformes; Clupeidae
Exons: 4
Coding region: 1-855 (284 amino acids)
Source: RefSeq, a predicted model, not a curated record
AUGUCGCCGGUGGAAUUUGUCCUCUGCUUUUUCACCCAUCCUGAGCUGUCCUUCCACACGGGCAGCCUUUUAUGGCGCCCGGGGACCAAGCCAAAGUUUGGCUGGCAGAUUGACAGAGACUUUGACAACCGCGUGGAUUGUAAUGUAGAUUUCUCAUCUGAAACAAGCCAGAAGAUGGAACCCCGCUUAAAAGGAUGUGAGAAAAAAUGGAGAAAAAGAAAAUUCCGAAUAAAAAAAAGGAGUGGAUUCUAUGCUUGUGUCCGUGAUUUUAGUUCUAAUUUCAUCUACCCAUUCAAACCGGACCCUCACGUUGGAGAUACCUACAUUGUAGCCAGACAUCGAAAGCUGGCCGUUCAUGACCCUCCACAGAAUGUGAUUAAAGAGUCCCCCAUCCUUUUAGACUGUGCCUUCGAGGAACCAGAGCCACAGUGGCCCUACGUAGUGUACUGGCUGAAGAUGAGCGAUGUGAGCGAGAGGAAGAUCAGUGCCUGCGUAGACUUCUACAGCAGUGAGGGCCAGGACCGUGACCAACACUGCCCCAUAGACCCACACUUACUCGGCAGGAUAUCCAGCACCUCACCGGGUCCUUCCGGGGCUUCAGAACCUCAGGCUUCAGAACACCCAGGCCACAUCUCUCAUAAUGUCAGGAUUGACCGAAGCCGGCCUGGGGACAGCGGCAUUUACCUGUGUGUCCUGAACGUGCAGCGGACACAUCGCCACGAAGCCCGGAGGGAGACACAAGACCAGACGGAGACACAAGACCAGAGAGGGAAGAAACAGAAGGACAGAGGACCCUGGGCUGUAAUACGCAACAUCACCGUCACCGUGAACCCAAUCAGGAAACAGACAGUGUGA